This is a messenger RNA of Salvelinus sp. IW2-2015, 2111 nucleotides long. Its product is annotated as motile sperm domain-containing protein 2. The record is from RefSeq and is a predicted model, not a curated record. Gene Ontology annotation, cellular component: endoplasmic reticulum-endosome membrane contact site; endomembrane system. Lineage: Eukaryota; Metazoa; Chordata; Actinopteri; Salmoniformes; Salmonidae.
UAACAGCUGAAAUGUUGAAACAUGAUGGUCUACUUCCUCCCAGACAGCGCGUCAGGGACACAUCUGAACCAACUGGUUUUGGUUUGUUGUCUUUUGAGCAUGACGGACGCAAGAUCGGCUUUAUCAGAGCAGGACAUUCAAAAGAAAAUAGAGGAAACAAGAAAACGAUUCCGUAUCGAAUAUGCACAAGACUCAUCAGACAAGUAUGACCCCAGGGACGUGGACAGGUUAUGGAAGGAUGAUGUUUUGGUUGACGGUUAUCUGGAGUGGCGCCACUUUGUGGUGGAGGACACCUUGAAGAUGAUCGAUGAGAGUCUUAAGUGGAGAAAAGAAUUCAAACUGAAUGACAUCAACGAAAGCUCUGUGCAAAAGUCUCUAUUUGAGUCUGGCAUGCAUUAUCUCCAUGGCUAUGAUAAAGAGGGCAACAAACUGUUCUGGUUCAGGGUUAAGCUGCACAUGAAGGAUGUGAAGAUGUUGACGGAGAAGAAAAGGUACGUGGCAUUCUGGUUGGAGAGCUACACCCGGCGGGAACCAGGGAUUCCCCUCACCGUGAUCUUUGACAUGUCCGAAGCGGGUCUAAGCUGCGUUGACAUGGAUUUGAUCAAAUAUAUAAUCAAUUGCUUCCAAGUGUAUUACCCUAGAUUGCUUUCCAAAAUGCUCAUGUACGAGAUGCCAUGGAUCAUGAAUGCGGCAUUGAAAAUAGUGAAGGACAUGCUCAGUCAAGACGCCAUCGACAAGCUGAAGUUUGUGUCCAAGAGUGACAUCCAGAUCUAUGUUGAUGAGGAGCACCUCGCGUUCUACAUGGGAGGAACUGACCCAUUCAAAUUCAGUUACCCACCGUUGCCUGAUGACGUCUUCCAGAACCCCAUAUCAGAGACUGGACAAGAGGAUGACACUGAGUCAAAGGAUGAUGACCUGGAGGCCAAGGACACCCUGGAGCCGAGCUCUCCUACACUCAGAACCAGAAAUGUAUACUUGGCACAGGAUGGGGACAAUGAGGGCUCCAUCAGAUGGAAAGGAUCCCGUAGGCCAACCGUCACUUUCAAAGGCACCUUACUCUAUAUCAGUCCUGAUGAUGAGUUGUGCUUUGGCCACAGAGAGGGUGAGAAGAGAUGUCUGAUCAUGCUUAAUAAUGUCACCAAAAACCAAGUGGCCUUCAAGGUGCGGACCACAGCCCCAGAGAAGUACAGGGUGAAGCCCAGCAAUAGCAGCUGUGGGGCGGGCAAGAGUAUGGAAAUCACUGUGUCCCUGCAUGGAGGGUCCCUGUGCUCUCCUCAGGACCGCUUCUUAAUCAUGGCUGCUGAGAUGGAGCCAUGUAGCGGUGGGGGGAGCACAGACCUCGCCCACUUCUGGAAGGGUGUCCCAAAGGCUAAAAUAAUGGAGCACAGGCUGCGGUGUCGAAUGCUAGAGGGCAUAAAGUCGGCACUCAGCCCUGUGACUGACAGGUCUCACAAAAUGGAGACCAAUGGCUACCAAGACAUGCACACCACGCUCCUUCAGUUGAUGGCCAGCAGCUCCAGGCUGGAACAGAAGAUGGACCACUGCCUGUGGUGGCAGAAGCUCUUGACUGUACUGGUGACUGCACUGAUGGCCUUGGGCUUCUCUGCCCUCUACACUGGGGAGUGGCCAUUUUGAAACUUUCCCACAGUGGAGGAAAAAGACAGAAGGACCAGUCACAGUGGAGUCAGGAUGAAAGUCGAUUUCUGAUUGGAGCAGAAAUAUGAGGAACUGCUCGCAAUCCACUCUAUGACCUUUAGACACUGAAUAUAAUUAUAUUUCCACACUGAAUAUAAUUAUAUUUCCACACUAUCAGGUUGGAAUAAUACUGUGAAAUUAUGAAAGUAAUUAUAAUGCCCUUUUAGUGUAAGAGCUGUUUGAGAGGGUGAUGGAUCGAAGGGAUCUAGCUUUUGUCAAGUUAACGUCUGACUUGACUUUUCGUAGCAGGUUAGGAGAAUUUGGUUAKGGUUGGCAACUUUUUACAUUAAUUUGACAAAAGAUGGAGCCCUUCUCGCCAUGAACGUUUUGAUGGUAUGGGGUUUUGGCCUGCCUGGUGACAUCACCAGGCCGUAAAUGAUUUAAUAGACCAAUAAGAAAGAGGGUUGCAAACCUCU